GCGGUGCUGCGGGGUCGCGCGUCAUGGCUGCUCGCCGAGCGCUGCACUUCGUGUUCAAAGUGGGAAACCGCUUCCAGACGGCGCGCUUCUACCGUGAUGUGCUGGGCAUGAAGAUUCUGCGGCACGAGGAAUUUGAAGAAGGCUGCAAAGCUGCCUGUAAUGGACCCUACGAUGGCAAGUGGAGUAAAACGAUGGUGGGAUUUGGGCCUGAAGAUGAUCAUUUUGUUGCAGAACUGACUUACAAUUAUGGCAUUGGCGACUACAAGCUGGGCAAUGACUUCAUGGGUAUCACGCUCGUUUCCAGCCAAGCUGUCAGCAAUGCCAGAGAGCUGCAGUGGCCCCUUGUUGAAGUGACAGACGGCGUGUUUGAGACAGAGGCCCCCGGCGGAUAUAAGUUCUAUCUGCAGAACCAGAGUUCGACGCGGUCAGAUCCUGUAUUAAAAGUAACCUUAGCAGUUUCUGAUCUUCAGAGGUCCUUGAAUUACUGGUCUAAUCUCCUGGGAAUGAAAGUUUAUGAAAAAGAUGAAGAAAAGAAAAGGGCUUUACUGGGAUAUGCUGAUAAUCAGUGUAAACUGGAGCUUCAGGGCAUCCAGGGUACUGUGGAUCAUGCAGCAGCUUUCGGGAGGAUCGCUUUUUCUUGCCCUCAGAAAGAGUUGCCAGACUUAGAAAACUUGAUGAAAAGGGAGAACCAGAAGAUCCUGACUCCCCUCGUGAGUCUGGAUACCCCAGGGAAAGCAACAGUCCAAGUGGUCAUCCUGGCCGACCCCGAUGGACAUGAAAUUUGCUUUGUGGGGGAUGAAGCCUUUCGAGAACUCUCCAAGAUGGAUCCAGAGGGAAGCAAAUUACUGGAUGAGGCAAUGGCAGCAGAUAAAAGUGAUGAAUGGUUUGCUAAACAUAAUAAGCCAAAGGCUUCCGGCUAACAGAAGACCCCCGUGUGGGAUGAGCAUUUGUGAUUCCUGUGUAAUGCUUAAGGAGGCCUGUGGUGCCCCAUAUAAUGCCCUCACAUCAUAUAGGUUGUUCCCUAUACAGGCAAGAAGGCAGGGGUGGCAAAGCAUCAUGUAGUUCAUCUCUGAAGACUAUGUUUAGAAGUAAAUCCUUCAGGUGUUGGAGCAUUGUAUGAUCAAAACUGAAUCCUGCACAACUUUGUAACUGUAUAUCACGGUGUUUAAACUUAAAAAAAAUUACAUAAAAAUAGAAGUAAUUCCUUCAGAAGCAUUCCAAGGAGAAGGCUUCCUCUAAUCUUCACUGUCAGUUGAAUCACAUUGUAAUCACAUUGUAACUAUAUCCAAUUAUUGAUUUUCCAGUCUUCUGUAUGUUCCACCUGGGGCAGAGAUGCAGAACACUAUCUUUGGUUGAGGAUUCAGGGGUUUCCUAUAAGAUUAUAGAUAUUUUUAAUAAACACAAACUGCUUAAAACAGA
Molecule: messenger RNA, 1419 nt
Organism: Sorex fumeus (smoky shrew)
Lineage: Eukaryota; Metazoa; Chordata; Mammalia; Eulipotyphla; Soricidae
Gene: GLOD4
Product: glyoxalase domain containing 4
Exons: 9
Coding region: 24-920 (298 amino acids)
Source: RefSeq, a predicted model, not a curated record